This is a messenger RNA of Necator americanus (New World hookworm), 1137 nucleotides long. RefSeq lists its product as uncharacterized. Lineage: Eukaryota; Metazoa; Nematoda; Chromadorea; Rhabditida; Ancylostomatidae. The transcript has a single exon. The record is from RefSeq and is a predicted model, not a curated record. The coding region runs from base 1 to 1137 and encodes 378 amino acids.
AUGCCGCUCUGUCUCACUUUCAUCGACUUGAAGAAGGCCUUUGACUCAGUUGAGACGGAAGCGGUCGUGGAAGCCUUGGACAACCAAGGCGUUCCCACUCAGUACAUAAAGGUGCUUCGAGAGUUGUACAGUAACUUCACGACCGGAAUCUCGCCAUUCUACAAGAAUAUCAUCAUUGACGUGAAGAGGGGGGUUCGACAGGGUGAUACAAUCUCACCCAAAAUAUUCACAGCCACCCUCGAGAACGCAAUGCGAAAGUUGGAAUGGGACGACAUGGGAGUGAAGAUCGAUGGUCGGCAGCUACACCAUUUGCGCUUUGCUGAUGACAUCGUACUGAUAACACCUAGCAUCAGCCAAGCGGAACGAAUGCUGACCGAAUUCGCCGAAACAUGUGGAUGCAUCGGUCUUGAGCUGAAUCUUCAAAAGACGAUGUUCAUGCGGAACGGAUGGAUCUCGGAUGCCCCAUUCACGCUCAACGGAACGAACAUAUCCGAAUGCACCAGCUACGUCUAUCUGGGUCGGGAAUUGAACAUGAUGAACGACCUGGCCCCCGAGCUGGGCAGGAGGAGAAGAGCGGCUUGGGGAGCGUACAAGAGCAUCGAGGACGUAGUGAAGAAGACCAAGAACACCCGGCUCCGUGCUCACCUCUUCAACACCACCGUACUUCUUGCUUUGACCUAUGCCUCAGAAACCUGGGCACUUCGCAAGCAGGAAGAAAACGCGGUGAGCGUCAUUGAACGCGCAAUUGAGAGAGUGAUGCUAGGAGUAUCCCGUUUCAAGCAAGUGAGAGACGGGAUUCGAAGUUCUCUCCUACGUCAGCGAUCGAAGAUCAGAGACGCCGCCGCGUUUGCCAAGGAAAGUAAAAUAAGGUGGGCCGGACACGUGAUGCGCUUUAACGACAACCGUUGGACCAGAGCCGUGAGCGACUGGAUUCCCCGCGAUAUUAAGCGCAAUACAGGAAGACCGCCGACCCGAUGGUCAGGUUUCUUCACGAAGUCCUUCAAAGAAAAUUACGAUGCUCUUCGUGUCCCACGCGAAAGGAGGAACCACUGGGCUACUCUGGCACGCGACCGGGAAAAAUGGAAGAAUUACUGGCGCCCGCUCGACCGGUUCGAAGACCAACGGGAGUCAAGGUGA